Messenger RNA from Cydia pomonella (codling moth), 6417 nucleotides. RefSeq names its product nucleolar protein 56 (gene Nop56). Gene Ontology annotation, molecular function: snoRNA binding. Bases 169 to 1545 code for a protein of 458 amino acids. Lineage: Eukaryota; Metazoa; Arthropoda; Insecta; Lepidoptera; Tortricidae. The record is from RefSeq and is a predicted model, not a curated record. Gene Ontology annotation, cellular component: small-subunit processome; box C/D methylation guide snoRNP complex. The transcript is spliced from 8 exons.
AAUGAAAUACUGGAUGUCACACGUGCCUCAAAUUACGUAAACCGGAGCGACAUAACCUCACUUCAUUUCAACGCGUUAUCGCGCAACACGACGGUGAUUUAACGCGUGUUUUUAUUUUAUUAGAAAAUAUGCGGUGAAUUAUUAAACAGAAACACAAAAUAAACAAAAAUGAGUAAGUUAUAUGUUCUUUACGAACAUAGUGCGGGCUUCGCCCUCUUCCAAGUGGCGGAGUUCGAGGAACUGGCAGCAUUCCUGCCGCAAGUCGAGGAGUCUGUGACUGAUCUGCAGCGGUUCAACUCAGUGGUCACCCUCAUUGCGUUUCAACCCUUCAAGUCUGCUAUCACUGCCUUGGAAAAUAUCAACGCGGUGUCUGAAGGUAUCAUACCUGAGGACCUAAACCUGUUCCUGGAGGGAGCUUUACCGAAGCGCAAAAAGCGCGGAAAAUGCACUCUCGGUGUGGCCGAUCCCAAGCUUGGUGCUGCCAUCAGCGAGGCUCUGGAGAUUCAGUGCUCCCAUGUUGGGGCUGUUCCGGAGAUCCUAAGAGGUAUUCGUCACCACUUCCAUGCUCUCAUCAAGGGACUGACUCUCAAGGCAUGCAGUGUAGCACAGCUUGGUCUUGGGCACUCAUACUCCAGAGCCCGUGUCAAGUUCAACGUUCACAGAGUGGAUAACAUGAUCAUACAGUCUAUUGCACUGCUAGAUCAGUUGGACAAGGAUGUCAAUACAUUUUCCAUGAGGAUCAGAGAGUGGUACUCCUACCACUUCCCAGAGCUUGUCAGCAUCGUCCCCGAGAACUACCUUUACACCAAGUGCGCUGAAUACAUCAAGGAUCGCAAAUCUCUCUCCGAAGAGUCCCUGGAGCCCCUCACCGAGAUCCUGGGCGACUCAGAGAAGGCCCAAGCCAUACUGGACGCUUCGAAGAUGUCCAUGGGCAUGGAUAUAUCUCCGGUGGACCUGAUUAAUAUACAGAUGUUCGCUGAGAGGGUUGUUAAGCUUAGUGAUUACAGGAAACAAAUAGCAGAAUAUCUCCACACGAAGAUGAACUCUGUGGCGCCGAACCUGACUACUCUAAUUGGCGACCAAGUCGGCGCUCGCCUCAUCUCCAAGGCUGGUUCGCUGACCAGUCUCGCCAAGUACCCAGCUUCCACACUGCAAAUCCUUGGUGCUGAAAAGGCGCUAUUCAGAGCUCUAAAGACCCGCUCAAACACGCCCAAAUAUGGCCUCCUGUACCAUUCGACCUUCAUCGGACGCGCGGGACUGAAGAAUAAGGGCCGCAUCAGUCGUUAUUUGGCCAAUAAGUGCUCCAUCGCGUCGAGAAUCGAUUGCUUCUCUGAAUCCCAAACAACAGUCUUCGGCGAAAAGCUACGGCAGCAAGUCGAAGACCGGCUCAAGUUCUACGAGACCGGCGACAUUCCCAAGAAGAACAUCGAAGUCAUGAAGGAGGCUAUGGAGGAAGCCCUGAACGCGACGCAGGAGCUGGAAGCCAGCGCCAAGAAGAAGAAAAAGAAGAAGAAGAAGAAGGAAGAGCCUAUGGAUGAGGAUUAGUGCCUAGGAUAUAUGGAUUACUUACAGCAGGCAAAAUUACUAUGUAGUCAACUUUUAUUAAUAUGUAGGAGGGAAUACUGCGUACUGUGUAUUUUUUUUAAAUACUACGUUGGUGGCAAACAAGCAUACGGCCCGCCUGAUGGUAAGCGGUUACAUGCGCGUUGCCAACCCUGACACCCCGCACUCUCGUUGAGCUCUGGCAACCUUACUCGCCGGCGGGAACACAACACUAUGAGUAGGGUCUAGUGUUAUUUGGCUGCGGUUUUCUGUAAGGUGGAGGUACUUCCCCAGUUGGGCUCUACGUCAUUUUUGCGUCAACGGCAUGAAAAGUACGGGCCCUGAAUAUAACUAACUUAAUUGGACUCAUUAACAAAUUAAACCUCUCAUAGUUAAACGCGCAAAAUUAUAUAUUAAAUUCUAAAAUUAAUAAGAGAUUCAAAUAUUCUUCUUCUCGUGUCGAUGGUUAAGUAUUUAUCGUCAUAUAUAUACGGUUUUAUAUUAAGCGGGACCAGAAGGUAGCGACGCUUAACGCCCUGUCUGUUGCGUCCCGUAGAUCUUGUUCGGAACAUGUGUGCGGGUUUGAAAAUCAGAAAUCAUAGCAUUUAUUCGUGAUAAACUAUGACAUACAAAAGUAUAACAACAUAACAAAAGAAAGAAACAUAGAAUAAAUAAAUAGUUUACCACGAAAUGGUCCCGCCUCAGCAUUAAUGCUAACCCAAAAGUCAGCGCUGAUCUACCGGCGAGACCAUUUGUGGGUCACGAACGCAGCUGUACGACACGGCAUAAACAUAAAACUGAACGCGGCUUUGCGGCGGCGAAAGGGCGGCGAUCAACGCCAUCUAGUCUGCCGGCGAGACGUCAUGAUGAGAAAAGAGGCCAUUGUUUGAGAGAGAGGUUUGCUGGGCAGGACAGCAUGUAUAUCAUCGUUUGGGGAGCCGUGCCACAUGUGCAUUGAGUAUCUGAGCCGCGUAGGCCACCCCACCUUACUAAAUUGUCUUUGCUGCGGCCAACUUGGGAACGCAGUCUAUUUAAAGCUUUCCAGAUCGGCCAUGGUUGUUUAUGCCCAGCCGGGAGCGUUUCGGCGGGACGAACGUAGUCAUCAGGAGGGGCGCGAGUACUUUGCCAUUGUGCCAGCCGGUUCUCGGGUGGUGAGACACUGAUAGCGGUAGUGCACCGCAUAAAGCUCUUUCGGCUCUUUAGACGCGGCGGUGGUAGCUUGUGGCCGUGGAGAGGGUGUCUUGGAUCUUGCUCUUGCUUGAGUUUUUCGACAGCGCAGGCCACCUCCCUUCGGGUCUCCGGGGGCGCUAUACCCGCCAAAGGGUAGAUCUUACUGAGUGGAGUGGGUUUCAGACAGCCGGUGAUAAUGCGGCAGGUGUCGUUGAGUGCUGAAGAAACUUGUCCUGCGUGGGGUGAGCGGUGCCUCACCGGGCAUGCGUAUUCACCCGCCGAAUAGCAGAGUGCCAGGCCGGUUGUGCGGAGUGUGUGUGCGGAAGCGCCCCAGUGCGUUGAGGUAAGUUUCCUCAGCAGGUUAUUUCGGGUUGUGACCUUUUGAUUGUGAGUGAUUCCAAUAUUUACAUCAAACAGUAGACAGAAGGUAAGAGUAAAAAAAUAUCAGCAGUUUACAAUAUUUUAUAAUCUAUUGCAAUAAUAAUGACGUGCAGACGCCAUUCCCAUAGUUAACUUCAGUGCAUAAUUUCAUAUGUAGACAUGUACCAUCUUAUUCGAUAGAUAUACAACUGUGUAUCUAUUGAAUAAGAUGGUACAUGUCUACAUAUGAAAUUUUGUACGUGACUUUGUAUGUGUUCUGUCUUUAGGAUGUAUAUUAGGUACAGUAGUAUUUAAAUAAAAGGCUAGUCAGUUUUCACUAGACCUGUCUCUGCGUGUUGGGUCGUGACAUACUACGGGGUGUUCUUGCGAGCCAGGUUGUGUUGGUGGAGUGAUCUGGUAAGUCUGGUGGGAGUGUAUAUGUAUAAGAUUAGUCUUAGGUGUUGGUACAGCGUGUUGUUUAUUUUCCUUUCCACUUUUUGGGGUCAUGGGCGCCGAUUUAGUUGGACUGUUUUCUUCGGUCUCCUCGAAGGUGUCGCACACAAUCAAGGUGAUAACGCUGUUUGGGGGCUUCUGUAAUAUAGAGCUGUGGCCUAUGUUCUUCUCAUCUGUUGGCGCAGGUUCUUGCGAAAUAAUAUAAUAAUAAAUAAUAAUAAAAACAUUUAUUUCAGAAAGAGCCCAUACAAUCUUGUUAGUUAAUCUUAAAAACUAAUUAUUAAUCGAUGUUCUUAAUUAGCAUUACAAUUUACGACUAAAAAGUAAAAUAAAAUAAAUAAAUAAACAGAAUAAGCACAAUAUAGGGUCUGCAGUGUUUGACAACAUGCAUGGACGUCCACCGGGCUAACAUAGGGUUGUCCCAGCGGUUAGCAAACACGCUCAAGAUGCGAUUGAGACUGCCGCGCAGACGGGACAUGAGCGAGGCACACCUUUUCCUCAUGACGGCCGCAAAGCCGUCUACCCUGGUUUCGGCAAACAUGCCAGACGCGCUACAGUGUCGCGGCAGCCCCAUCAGCACCCGGAACGCGUUAUUGUAUUGGACGCGAAGAUCGCUGUUCGCUCUUUGCGUAUAAUUGACCCACAGGCUACAUGAGUAGAAAAAUACACAGAAGGCUUUAAAAAGAGUAAUCUUUACUUGUUCUGUGCAUCGCGCAAACCUGCGGGCCAACAUAUUGCAUCGCACGGCCAGCGACCUUCGCUCCCGUGCAACGUCCAAGUUGUCUUUUAAGUCUUCGGUGACCCAGUGACCCAAAUAUUUAAAUUGGCUAACUUGCUUUAAAGGCACACCUGUUAAAGAAAUUGCUGGUAGCGUGUAGGUUUUGGUACCUGCCUUAAAAACCAUUAGUUUACUUUUGUUAGCAUUAUAUUUGAGUCCAUGGGCCACCGCAUACCUUUCACAGAUCGCCAGAAGGCGCUUGAGGGCCCCAAUUGAAGGACUCUGCAGUACCAUGUCAUCAGCAUAGCUAAUGUUAUUGACACAAAUACCGUCAAUAUGACAUCCGACUUUGGUACUGCUGAGCUCCUCGAUUAACCCGUUCAUAUACAGGUUAAAGAGCCGAGGUGAGGUUCCGAAAUGAUGUAGUCGACACGAUUUGGAUUUUUAACAAUAUUCUAAUGAUCGAAGCGAUUAAAUACAAGAAUUUCGAAUGAGAAUAAUGUAUGGACGCGCGACCCAGUGAUGCGUGGUGUCGGCGUCGUAGCGGAUCGGAGAAUGAUGAGAAGAAUGAGCUGUGUGGUGUCCGUGAGCGGGUUCUUGUUCGCCGGGUCCGACACGCCGCGCCGCGGCCGGCCGGGAGCGGCGCCGCUGCCGACGGACUGGCGUGAGGCAAACUUCAUCGGAUCACAACCCACACUGCCCACAACCCGCCACUCGAACGACUAACGAACAUUCACGAGAUGCGACGACAUGCGAGAGACUUCAGACCGUGCCAAAUCCUGGUUAAAGCGGUCAAAGGGGGGAUAAGGGCUAAAGUCGGGGUCAAAGAAAACACAAGAAAGCUUAAAGUUUUUUUCUUACACAUUUUACCACUUUGGAAGUGUCUCUCGCGCUAACUAUUCAGUUUAGAAAAAAAAUAUAUUAGAAACCUCAAUAUCAUUUUUAAAGACCUAUCCCAGAUACCCCACACGUAUGGGUUUGAUGAAAAAAGAUUUUUUGAGUUUCAGUUCUAAGUAUAGGGAACCUCCAAAAUUUAUUGUUUUUUUUUUUUUCUAUUUUUGUGUAAAAAUCUUAAUGCGGUUCGUAGAAUACAUCUACUUACCAAGUUUGAACAGUAUAUCUCUUAUGGUUUCGGAAAAAAGUGGCUGUGACAUAAUCGGACAGACAGACGGACACAAUCUAUAAGGGUUCCGUUUUUUGCCAUUUGGCUACGGAACCCUAAAAAGUAAAGAAACCAGUAUCAAUGUUAGUAGUGAAUAUAAACAAAUGCUAAACCAGCACCACCAUCAAAAUACAAACUGCAGAAUUAUUUAACACAAUAUUUUGCAAAAUGUAACGUUUUCAGACCACAUUCACAGGGCCCGUACCUUUCAUGCCGUUGUAAUAAAUAAUAUGUUGCCUUGUAAUAAAUACUAUGUUGUAACAUGAGUUGACAUCACUAUUUUUGUUCGGUUUUCCCGAGGGUCUACAGUAUGAAGUUCUACAAAAAAGGAGUGUACAGAUUUUUAAAAGGGUCGGCAACGCGCAUGUAACACCUCUGGAGUUGCAGGCGUCCAUAGGCUACGGUGACUGCUUACCAUCAGGCGGGCCGUAUGCUUGCUUGCCACCGUCGUGGUAUAAAAUAAAAAAAAACAGACAAUUUACGCACACACUUGCAUUUCAUUUUUGGUCACACUUUCGAAGUUUGACAGUCGUUCUAUACUAUCCUAUUUCUAUGGCUGUGCCCUACCACACAAAGCGAGAUGACAUUCACAGAUGUAAGGCAGUGGCGAGGAAUGAAAUGUCCAACCAAUAAAACGGGAAGACAUGAAUAUAUUUUCUUGUCAGUGGAUACAUGACGCAAAAAAUGUUAGGAAUCUAGCAAAAAAAAAAACUUUUCUUUAUGUAUUAUACUUAAAUAUCGGACGAAAUAAACUUCGUCCGUGUACGUCGUACUUUUAAUAAAGAUAAGGAUAUUUUUUAGCUACUAAGAGAAUUAGUAGGAAUAUGUGAUGAUUUUGUUGAAAAUAUAAUCACUGAAUAUGUGAUAUUUUUGCCAAGUACGUAUUCGUAUACAAACGUGUACGAACUUUUUGUUGAAAUACAUAUGACAGGUAAUUUUGCCUGCUGAAAGAGUUGAGACUUAUAAUUAUAAAUUUUAUGUUUUUUUCUUUAAUAAAGGUAUAGUGUACCUA